AUGCACUCCCUGGACGGCCAACUCACCCCCGAGGGGGCCCUGGCUUUGUCGAAGUCGAAUUUAGUUUUGCUGCAGAGCUUUGGGGGGCCCCCCCGAGUUGCUGCAGGGGGGGCCCCCCUGGAGGUGCCGCGUGUGCUGCGGCUGCGGGACGCGGCGACAGGGGAGCUGCUGCUGCUGCAGCAGCAGGGCGCUGCAGCAGGGCCGGGCGCAGCAGCAGCAGCAGCAGCAGCAGCAGCAGCAGCAGCAGGCAGCAGCAGGUUCCAACUCGUCGAAGACAAACUGCUGCCAACCAUCAAUGCAGACACUUGCGAAAAAGAUGCAACUUAUCAAGUUGUUGUCCCAAGUCCCUUAGUCUUCAGAUGGGACUUGAACUUAUCCCCCAACCCUGCUGCUGCUGCUGCUGCUGCUGCGGAGGCCGACGAGGACCCAGCAGCAGCAGCAGCAGCAGCAGCAGCAGCAGCAGCAGCAGCAAAGGUCAAGGGCCCCGCAGCACCUUCUCUCGUGCUGCACCUCGGAGAUGAUGUGGGCAUUGGGGCUCGAGACAGAGACUUUCGAAAACCCCAAAAAGGGGACUCCGCAAUUCCAGUCCACAGGGCCGACAUUGUCUGGGCCUUCAAGGGCACUGCCCAGCCCAAGGUGCCUGCUGCUGCUGCUGCUGCUGCUGCUGCUGCUGCUGCUGCUGCUGGGGGUGCUGCUGGGGGUGCUGGGGGUGCUGCUGCUGGGGGUGCUGCUGCGGGUGCCGCUGCUGAGCGUGCUGGGGUCGCGGGCGCGCGUUUCGCUUCUGAAGCAGCAGCAGGAGCGUUGGGCUCGGGGCGCUUUUUCGCGUCUGGAGCCGAAGCCGGUGCCCCCGCUGCUGCUGCUGCUGCUGCUGCUGCUGCUGCUGCUCGUGUUUUCGUGCAGCAAUGGACCUUCAACACUAUGACAAACCCCAUUCGAGACCCCUUUUUCUCCCCCAAGGCCCGGCUGCACUCGGGCUUUAGCUUUUUAUUUCACCAAGUGCUGCGGCGGCCUUUGACGCGCUUCGUGAGCGAGAUGAAGACCCUCUUGAAGCGCCGCCGCCGCAGCAGCAGCAGCAGCAGCAGCAGCAGCGGCAGCAGCAGCAGCAGCAGCAGCGGGAGCAAGAGGCCGCUGGUGGUUGUGUUCACGGGCCACUCGCAGGGGGGGGCCAGCGCCUCACUUGCUGCUUGGUUUGUCUCCAAACAUUUGAAAAAACAAAUCCAAAAAGGAAGAGUGGUUAUUUACUGCAUCACUUUUGCUGCUCCCCUGAUUGGAGACCGCGCAGCAAUAAAGGAGCUGCAGCGCCACGGGGCCAUCUUUCAGCACUUAGUUGUUGAUGUGGAUCCAGUCCCCGAUUUGCGGCAGGCCAAGGGGAAGGCCUACAUGGAAAAGGACUACGAACACACCAUCACCGAGGUGCGGGAGGAGCCCUCGGGGCGUUUGCUGUUUAGCGGGCUGAGUUGGCUGGGGGCGGAGUACCGCAGCAGCAGCAAACGGGCGCGGCUGCUGCAGUUUGCUGCUGGGCUGCUGGGGCUGCAGCAGCUGCGGCGCUUCAGCAACAGCAUGGCUCUUGUCUGGACCCACAUGCAUGCGCUGCCCUGCGCCCUCACGCUGCUGGCGGGGCUGCUGCAGCAAAUCAAGUGGAGCAGCUUCUGCAGCAGCGCCUUCCUCCGCACCUGGGGCGGCAGGCCCUACGUCGCCAGCCAGGAGCUAGACAUGGCGCUGAAGGAAGCCUGGUUUAGUGGGCUGCUGCCGAUGGGGGCGCUGCUGGACCGGAAACUAAAAAGAGAUCCGAAGUUUCUUGAGCGAGCAGCAGCAGAAGUGGAGCGUCUUUACCAGAGGGUCCCGCAGGAGCAGCAGCUGCAGCACCAGCUGCAGCAGCAGCUGCAGCUGCAGCAGCAGGAGCAGCAGGAGCAGCAGCUGCAGCAGCGGCAGCAGCAGCGGCAGCAGCAGCGGCGGCGGCGCCAGUUCGGAAGAGCUCACUGA
Molecule: messenger RNA, 1983 nt
Organism: Eimeria necatrix
Lineage: Eukaryota; Apicomplexa; Conoidasida; Eucoccidiorida; Eimeriidae
Exons: 5
Coding region: 1-1983 (660 amino acids)
Biological process (GO): lipid metabolic process; regulation of transcription by RNA polymerase II
Cellular component (GO): nucleus
Molecular function (GO): transcription cis-regulatory region binding
Source: RefSeq, a predicted model, not a curated record